Messenger RNA from Amphimedon queenslandica, 612 nucleotides. RefSeq names its product transcription factor Adf-1-like. Gene Ontology annotation, cellular component: transcription regulator complex; nucleus. The coding region runs from base 1 to 612 and encodes 203 amino acids. Lineage: Eukaryota; Metazoa; Porifera; Demospongiae; Haplosclerida; Niphatidae. The record is from RefSeq and is a predicted model, not a curated record. Gene Ontology annotation, molecular function: DNA binding. Gene Ontology annotation, biological process: regulation of transcription by RNA polymerase II. The transcript has 5 exons.
AUGGUGCUAGCUGAAUUUGAUGAGGCACUUAUCUCUCAUGUUCAAAAAUACCCGUGCCUUUACAACAAUAAGAGUCCUGACUUCAAGGUAGUUUGGAAGAAGGAGAAUGCUUGGGUGGAGAUCUCCAAGCAACUCAAGAGUGAUGUGGAAACGGUCUCGAAGCGUUGGAAAACGUUGAGAGAACGUUAUACUAAAGAACACAGAAAAUUACCUACAGGUACUGGAGCUGAUUCUGUAGAAAAGUGGGAGUUCUAUUCUAUGAUGGAUUUUUUGAAAAAUUUUGACAGCAGUAAUAUGAUAUUUGAAGAAACUGUGCAUGAUAGUUCAGGGGAAGUUAAUGAAAGCAGCUUUGAGGGCAUGAUGGAAUCAAACUCGCAAGAUAAAUCUUCAGAAAUCUCAAGUGACAUCAGUAGUCCCACACCAAUGUCAUCACCGGUAUUAUUAAAACCUAUAAGACAACUAAAGCAGUCAAAUGACGAGUCAACUUCACAUGAUGAAGAAUACACAUUUGGAAGAAGUGUUGCUCUGACCCUGAAGAGGUUAGAAGUAAAACAAAAGGCUCAGGCAAAGAUUAGAAUACAACAAUUACUUUAUGAUAUUGAGUUUCCAUAA